GUUUUUCGUGCCAUUUUCGCGAUACAUCAUCACUCGCUCGAUCGCAGUAGCAGGAAAACCUCUUGCGUUUGGAUUCGUUUUUUUUAAGUGCUAAUUUUACCAAAACCUCCGGAUUAUAAAUCGUAUAGCAAUUCUGCUUUCGCGUUCCCCCGCCGAUUCUUGAAUCUAAUUCCCCAGUAUUUCCAUCAAACGAAUAAACGAUGGAUGCGGAAAAAUCGAGCAGCAGUUCCUUUGAGGAUCUGUCCAACAUCAACGAGCAGGAACGGGCCGAGAUGAACUCAUCGACAGAGCAGAAAGAGGCAGCUUCUACAUCGGACAAUCAAUCCCCAGAAUUGAUGGAUAUCCUUGGCAAUGGAUCCCUACUGAAAAAAGUCAUCAGAGAAGGAACCGGAGAACGACCGGAAGGCCGCGACAUUGCCAUCAUAAACUACACCGGUCGGCUCGAGGAUGGCACCAUUGUGGAAGAAGAGCGGAAUGCAAUGGUUCAAAUUGAUGAUGUCGAAGUAGUGCAGGGUCUGGAUAUGGCUUUAAAGCUGAUGAACGUUGGUGAACAGGCAGAGGUCACGGUAGAUGCGAGGUUUGCUUACGGUGAACUCGGUUUUAAAAACGAAAACAACCCGGAACGUACUAUUCCACCGAAUGCUAAAAUUAUUUACAUUGUUGAGCUGGUUUCGACCAACGAGGAAGGUGACCAGCAAUCGAAUGCAGCCCGGAAAGAAACCGGCAAUCGGAAACGGCUGAGGGGUAACUUCUGGAUGAAAAGACAAGAGUACAAUAUGGCCAUUCAGAGCUAUCGAAGAGCUUUGGAAUAUUUGGAUGAAAGUGCAAGCGCAGCUGAUGGAGCGGGACCAGAGGUUUCAAACGCCGACCUUCAGGAACUACUUGAGGAUCGCAUGAAAGUGUACAAUAAUCUGGCACUGGCUCAACUUAAAAUAGCUGCUUAUGAUGCUGCAUUGAAAUCUGUGGACCACGUACUCCAGUGUCAACCGAAUAACGCAAAGGCAUUGUUCCGGAAAGGAAAGAUUCUGGAUGCCAAAGGCGACACCAAGGGUGCUAUCUCGUUCCUGCAAAAAGCUGCCACUAUCGACGAGGAUGACAAAUUGAUACAAUCGGAACUAUCCAAACUUAUUCUCAAAUCAAAACGAGAGGCGCGUAACGAGAAAGACCUGUACCAAAAAAUGUUGGGCCACGCGCAAAAGCUAGAACAGAAAUCGAAAAGUCCUCCCGCUUCACAGAAUCGAGAAACUUCCAAGCUUUCGUCUCUUUUUCAGUUCAAGCUGUGGGGCUAUCUGAUGGGAUCAAUUCUGAUCGGAGUGGCCGGCGUAGCCAUCUAUCGGUAUAACAAUCGGUACUUUUAAGACGCGAAUCGAGCAACGUUCACUUUCAUUUCUCUUUUCCAUUGGUGAGGUGACGCAUGUAGACUAAUAUAUAAGUAUACAUAAAUGAUAUGUGAAAAGUGAAAUUCUAUGUGCUGUGCUAAUACGAUUGUAGUCGAUGGGUUCGACAACACGGAAUAUUGUUUCCGACAUCGGAGUUGUGAGGCGAUUUCCGUUUUGUCCCAACUUCCUUGAUCGAGAAUUUUAAAAGGCACUUACGAAUAAUAUUUACGAAAAUAGACAAAUGCACCGAGUAGAUAUUUUCUUUCUGUAGGAUUCAAUAAACAAAAGAUUAUUUGUAAAAGACAACUAACUUUCGUACAUGGUGCGACCAUGUGUCAUGACUAAAGGGUGUUAUGCAUUUCAUUUCUGAAUCCUUCUUUCAUAGAACUGAAUCAGAUUUAUCCACCAUAUUACGGAGUAAGGCUUGAUGGGCUCACCCAUUAAGAUCGUAUCGUCUUCUUGAAAAUUGAAACAAUACUUUAUUUUCCACCUCUCAGUUUCGAUGUGUGUCAUUCCAUCGGAAGAUAUACGUUACCCAGUGAUGAGUUCUAGAAUUUAAGCAUAUCGAGCGUAAAUAAGAGGUACAGGUUUUUGAAGGUUAGCAGAAAUAAAUUAGACAAUAUCGGAUCGUACACUUUUUUUUCGUUGAAUUCUGUUCUUUUAUCAUCUGAAACUGUUAGAAUAUUUAAUAGUACGUGUCUUUCAUUUAAACUUCCUUUUUGUUUUUUUUAAGUAAACAGGAAAUAAUAAAAUUGAUUAUCUAAUAUCUGUAA
Uranotaenia lowii is the source of this 2152-nucleotide messenger RNA. RefSeq names its product peptidyl-prolyl cis-trans isomerase FKBP8. Lineage: Eukaryota; Metazoa; Arthropoda; Insecta; Diptera; Culicidae. The transcript is spliced from 6 exons. The record is from RefSeq and is a predicted model, not a curated record. Gene Ontology annotation, molecular function: protein binding; peptidyl-prolyl cis-trans isomerase activity. The coding region runs from base 201 to 1358 and encodes 385 amino acids.